Molecule: messenger RNA, 910 nt
Organism: Arachis ipaensis
Lineage: Eukaryota; Viridiplantae; Streptophyta; Magnoliopsida; Fabales; Fabaceae
Source: RefSeq, a predicted model, not a curated record
AAGCCAUAACAAUGCGAACAUUUCGAGCUAAGCCUCAGAGUGGUCCCUGAAAUUACACUCGUGCUUCAUAGUAGUCCCUAAAAUUAUUAAUUACCCAAAUUGGUACCUGAAGUUAAACGCCGGGACUCAGUGUUGUCCUUCCGGCACAUUUUCUCCAGGUGGCGUCAUCGGAAAGCUGAUGUGGCUAAUUUGAUGACACGCGGGCAAGCAUAACGGCUAGCUGAGGUGGAAGAACGAAUUUUAUUGACUCAAUUUGGUCCCUAAUUCGAAGUUUAAAAUCCUUAAUUCCCAAAUCUGAAGAUCAACCUCCAGUGCCCUUCUCUUCUCUUCUGGUCUCUUCCGUUGGUUCCUCUGCAGCAUCUUGAUACCUAGACGACAAUGGUUAGCGCGAGCAAUGCUACUGGAAGCUCGAACAACCCACGAUCGUUUGGAAGCAUCAUGAGAAGAAUGAACAGGAACAGGGAUUCGCGUUUGCCAGAAUGGUGCAGAUGCGGUUUGAGACCAGUGCUGUGAUGGUCAAUGACGGAUUCUAAUCCAGGGAGACCCUUCGUGGGUUGCCCAAACUACAAUACUGUAGGCAAGAAGUGGUGUGGUUUGUUUAUGUGGAUUGAUAAAAUUCUUGAAGAAGAUGUGAUGACAUGUGAUGGUAGAGCAAGCCCUUCAAUUGACAAUGAAGAAUGGAAGAUGAAGUUUGCUUGGAAACUUCGAAGAUUAGAGUAUGAAGUUAGGGUUCUAAAAGUGGGUGGAGUUUUGGUGUUUUUAUUUAUGCUGCUGGUUACAGUAGCUAUUCUUGUCUUAAAGUUAGAUAGGCAGUUUGGCCAAUUGUAUCUGGGAAGAAACACAUGAAUUAUGCAUGUUGUUGCUGUGGUUGUACCUGUUAGUUUGUUUGAAAGAAAUGAAAAUUAAAGUG